Molecule: messenger RNA, 1229 nt
Organism: Phanerochaete carnosa HHB-10118-sp
Lineage: Eukaryota; Fungi; Basidiomycota; Agaricomycetes; Polyporales; Phanerochaetaceae
Exons: 1
Coding region: 480-728 (82 amino acids)
Source: RefSeq, a predicted model, not a curated record
GCCCACCUCGAAGUCGCACAUCCACGGCAGCUACUGAAAGAAUAUCACCGGGAGUUCUAUACUCUCAACAUGCCAAAACGUUUCAAGGCCUGCCAUCCUUACUUGCCCGAAGCACUACUGGAGCAGUUCAAAACCGAUUCGCUCAUAACCGCAACCGGGACCGGUUCGGGGAACCCAGGGCUAAUGCAGUUUCUGAACAGUGCGCCCGCGGCCGUACGUUGAUAUUCUGCGAGCCUAGCAGAACUGCCUCGCGUUCGGGCAUGGAUCCGAGGAUAUUCUCAAAAGUCGAUAGGUUCGCCGAAGAGGACAAACGUUCAACUCUCCAUCUUGCCGCGACCGCUGGAGACAUCCCUCUGGCCUACGAAUGUAUACGUAUAAGCACAACCAUAGACUACAAGGAUGUUCUGGAAAUCACCGCCUUGCAUCUGGCUUGCAUAUACAUCCGCGCGACGCAGGCGAUCGGGGACGCUCUGAAGGCUAUGGGCAGACUGCUACCCGACUCUGAGCUUGCGCGUACACACAAUGACGAAGCUAUAGGCGACGAAAUUACAGGAACAUUGCGCGUCGCCAUCCUCCUCGUCGAACAACACGCGGACGUCAACACAUCGGUCGAAGAUGAAACGCCGCUGCUGAAGCCGCAUGCUGGCCCCUCGUCGAGCUUCUCCUUCGCCAUGGCGCACGCCCACACUCUCCAGGAGAGCCGGGCUACCCGGUUUUCCACUCGGUGAAUCAGCGCUCGAGGUACAACGCGCUCGUGCGCACCACCAAGGCAUGCAGACCGCGUCCCCCACGACCCUGUUCGUGCUGGUCUGGGGCGCUUCUGAAGGAUUGUCACGCCGCGCAGUCCCUCCCGUAUCCGCCGUUCUUCCUCUGUCUGUGCGGUAGCAAGAAGACAUACGAGCGCUGCUCAUGUAUGCGCCAGCGGUUCCGCCUGGAGGAGCGCUGGAGCGCAAAGGACGACUGCAUCAUACCUGUCGAAGUGCGUCCGGUGACAAUACCAGAAGAAUUCAAGCGGCUCUCCGAAGCACUUGCGAGGAACGCGCCCUUGGCGCACGCUAUCGCGCAGAUACUGGGUGUCCUCGAGGGGAUGGAGCCCAGCUUCUUCAGCGAGCUAAAAGAGAGCCCGAAUAUUCGCCUGCAACGGAUGCUCGGCGCCUUAUCACCGGAGGACAUGGAGCCUGCGUUCGUGUACGCCAUAGGGAAGGUCAACUUUAUGCCGCGGUACGUCC